AUGGCAGCAAAAAAAGAAUUUAAGAUACAAUUAGAAGAGCAAAGAGUCUACUUUCCUAGCGAUAUUAUAAAAGGGCAAGUUAUACUUGAUCUGAAAAAACCAGUGGAUGUCUUGCAUAUAUCAGUCAAUUUCCAAGGCAUCAUUGAAGGAUGCGGAGACAAAAACACAAUCAUAAACGAGACAGAGCUCUUGGCCAAGCCAAAAGGAGACCAAAAAUACACUACAUUCACUACAGGACAAUUACAUGCCUUUAGUUUUCAAUUUAGUGUGCCCAAACAACUGCCAAGCUCUUUUGAUUGUAUCCCUAAAAUAGCCAAAGUGAGCUAUUUUUUAACAGCGAGCCACAAAAAGCCAAAGUUCAAGCUAUCGCAUUCACUGUCGACUAUCAUAGAAGAUGUUCAAAUUUUGGAUAGGAUUGACAUUGCUUUGCCAGAAUAUGCUUUACCUAUCAAGAUGAUGAAUGAUUUGGGGUUUGUAAAUAGUAGCAAGUUAACAAAUUGGAGCCUCUCGAUUCUGAAAUCUGCUUACAGUCCAGGCGACAAAAUUAGAAUAGAGUGCAAUUUCAACAAUUUCCCUUUGAUGGAUAAGCCCAAGGCUGUGCAAUUAUCUUUGAUAAGACAAAUCCACAAGACAAGUACAGCCAAAAUUGCUGACAGCAAAAUACUUUCAACCAAGACCAUCGAUCUUAAUAUUGUUAGCGAAUCAAGUAUUUUGACACAACUAGUCAACCUAAAAAUACCUCACAAUACACCACCUAAUGUCUUUCCCAACAAUGGACGUAUUUUGAGCAUAUCAUACAUGAUUCAGGCAGAGCUGAAUAUGAAGAAUGUCAAAACACCUAUAGAACUAAAGCCUACUUAUUCGCAAGAAAUAGCAAUUGUCGUAGGAACUAUUGGAGGAGAGUCGACUAUAGCUCCCAAAACCACUACACAGACAUUUGAAAAUUUCUCUCGAGUUUCAUUACAAACAACAUCGCCAAAAACAAGUUGUGAACCAGGUAUAAAAGAAGAGUUCAAUCAAUCAGCAACGAGUUUGCCAUCAACAAGGUUUAGUCCUAUUUCUUCACCUGAGCUUAAGCCAUUGGCAAGGCUGAGCGAGAACCAAUUACUUAAAUCACCACGAUCCUAUCUCUUGUCAAACAACUCUUCAUUUUCCUCUUCAGCUUCAGCUUACACAACAUCUUCAACACCAAUCUCAUUAGCUUCCUCUGCUUAUCAACAAGCAUUCGAUGACUAUAUACCCGAAGCAUUAACAAGAAAAGAAUCACUGUCACCUACGGAUCCUUUACCCUCUGUAAAAGAACAAAAUGAGCUAAUGGAUAGCUAUGUAGCUAAAAAACCAAGUCAAAAGAGACAAUCCUCUUUACUCGUCUCUCUAUCUGAUCUUCCUCCUAAACUUCCGCCUAGGAAGAAUAUGGUGACGAUUUUGUCUGUUCCCCAUGAGAUUGGUCCUGAUGAUAUUAUCACUCGAGAAACAACAGAUGAAAAGUUAGAAGUAUGCUCUUUGCCUAGUUUACUUCAUAGAAACGACACCCUCUCUACGUCUUCCUCAGCCGGAUUGAUGGAGGACUUAUUUCCAGAUGGACGCACUUUAGUCAGUGAUCCUUUACAAGUAACAAAUACAAUUAUAUUAAAUUAA
This is a messenger RNA of Gilbertella persicaria, 1638 nucleotides long. RefSeq lists its product as uncharacterized. The record is from RefSeq and is a predicted model, not a curated record. Bases 1 to 1638 code for a protein of 545 amino acids. NCBI's taxonomy places the organism in Eukaryota, Fungi, Mucoromycota, Mucoromycetes, Mucorales, Choanephoraceae. The transcript has 7 exons.